This is a messenger RNA of Sorex araneus (European shrew), 1342 nucleotides long. It is a transcript of the gene PLPBP, whose product is annotated as pyridoxal phosphate binding protein. NCBI's taxonomy places the organism in Eukaryota, Metazoa, Chordata, Mammalia, Eulipotyphla, Soricidae. Gene Ontology annotation, molecular function: pyridoxal phosphate binding. Gene Ontology annotation, cellular component: intracellular anatomical structure. Bases 8 to 865 code for a protein of 285 amino acids. The record is from RefSeq and is a predicted model, not a curated record. The transcript has 8 exons.
CCGGAAGAUGGUCUCCGAGCUCUGCGGGGGUCCCCGGGGAAUGUGGCGAGCCGGGGGCAUGUCGGCGGAGCUGGGCCUGGGGGCCGCCCUGCGGGCGGUGAACGAGCGCGUGCAGCAGGCGGUGGCGCGGCGGCCGCGGGAUCUCCCUGCCAUCCAGCCCCGGCUGGUAGCCGUCAGCAAAACCAAACCUGCGGACAUGGUGAUCGAGGCCUAUGGGCAUGGCCAGCGCAUUUUCGGGGAGAACUACGUUCAAGAACUACUUGAAAAAGCAUCAAACCCUAAAGUUCUGUCUUCAUGUCCUGACAUUAAAUGGCACUUCAUUGGACACCUACAGAAACAAAAUGUCAACAAAUUGAUGGCCGUCCCCAAUCUCUCCAUGCUGGAGACGGUGGAUUCCGUGAAGCUGGCUGACAAAGUGAACAGUUCAUGGCAGAAAAAAGGUUCUCCUGAAAGACUCAAAGUUAUGGUCCAGAUCAACACCAGUGGCGAGGAGAGUAAACAUGGCCUCCUGCCCUCGGAGACGGUGGCCGUGGUGGAACACAUAAACACCAAGUGCCCCAGCCUGGAGUUUGUGGGACUGAUGACCAUAGGCAGUUUCGGGCACGACCUGAGCCGAGGACCAAAUCCAGACUUCCAGGUGCUGCUGUCCCUCCGCCAGCAGCUGUGUGACAAGAUGAGCAUCCCUGCCGACCAGGUCGAGCUCAGCAUGGGCAUGUCGGUGGACUUCCAGCACGCAAUUGAAGUUGGAUCUACGAAUGUCCGCAUCGGCAGCACCAUCUUUGGAGAGCGUGACUACACCAAGAAAGCCCAGGAUAAGUCUUCAACAGACCUGCAGGCCCCGGUCGAGGUGGCGCAAGCCCACUGAGGCGCCCGGCGGCCACCCUGCCAGGAAGGCCAAUCACGCAUCCCCUGGUGUCGGUUCCGAUGUUCCCCAUGUGCCAGCACAACCACACUUUCCGGGCUCGGGGCUGGAGAUCAGACUAGUGAUGUGCAUUGGCAGAAACCCUCUGUUCGCUGUGUCCGACAGCAGAAAUUCACGCCAGGCAGUGGCAUCGGUUGGGAUCUGAGAAAUUCAGGCAUUUCAGCAAAAUAAAUACCGAGUCAGUAGCCAGUCAUUGAGUUCGGGAUUCAGUGCUGCCCAGGGGUGCCGGCCGGCUGGCCAGCUGAGGGACUCCCUGAUGCCUGUCUGUGUCACCCUGAGCAGAGGAGUUCACAUUUGCCAUCUUAUUUAACAGAAACUUACUCGUGUUUACAAGCCCCUACCAGAUUAUCAUCUCUGCUGCCCUAGGUGUUUCUGUUAACACCGCACACACAUACACACGUGCACACACACACAUACACA